AUAGGGAUAUGUAGCUGCAGAGCUAAUGCACUUGAUACCAGAGCCUUUGCAAGUUUCCUAGUAACCGACCAAACAGUCUUAAUGUGUUCCCCAAUCCAUUGCCUUCCUUGUUUUUCACUUUAUCAAGACUUUGCAUUUUCAGCAGUAAGUGAUUUUUAAAUCAAGAGCUAAAAAAUAUAUACAUAUUUACAUACAUACAUAAUUUUUAUACUUUACUUAUUUUCAAAAUUUCAUUAUCUACUAAAAUAACUACUGCUGCACUUGACAGACAAACGUCAUAAAUGUUGAAGAUUCCAAUUGUAACGAAAGGCGACAUAAAUGAAUCCGCUAAACUACAGAGGCGUGCUCAAUAUGAAGAGGAACGCAAAGGCCGUAUAUUUAAUGCAAAGCAGAGAUUAUUUGGUUUAGAUUUGGAGGCUCUGGAACGUCAAAUUGCUGAGAAAAAGAAACAAAGACAGGUUGAUGCGGAAUGUGAAAGCCGCUAUGAAGACCAGACACAACGUCAGCAACUUGCCGUUUACGCGAAAUCACUGGAAAUGGAUAAACGGAAGCGUGUGGCCGAAGCAGAUCUCAAUUACUAUCGCUGCCGCUUUCAGCGCAAAGAUCAGCGGCGCGAAUUCGAUUUAAAUGACCCGAACUGGAUUAAGAAGGCCUUACCUGCGCGUGUAGCAGACGACGACACACGUCUGGGUAUUUCCAGUGCCCAAGUUUUUUCCGGCGAAGAUCUUGGCCAUAGCGAGCGUAAAUUACGACAACAAGCUCAACAACGUGCCUGGUUAGAUCAGCAAGUCCAAGAACGCAAACAAGCUGAGGAGGCCCGCAUUAAAGCCGACUUAGUGAUGCAAGAGUCAAUAGCCUCACGCGAUAAACGUCUCGAGGAUAUGGCAAACGCAGAACGGAAGAUACGCAAUCAGAUGACUGCAGUCAUUUAUGAUUUCAAUUCGCAACUAGCAAAGUCUAAACGGUUCGACCGUGUUCGUUCGAAAAAGGAAAAUAGCGAAGAUGAUCUUGCCGAAAUCUAUAAUAUGCUUACUAGUGAUAUGUUAACUGAAAAUCCGGAUGUUGCACAGUCGCGUACGCAUCCUAAUAAGAAAAUAGCAUUUAUGUAUCGAGGUAUGACCGAUGAUGAGCUGGUGAGCUUUCGUAAGGAGCAGUUACAACAAAAAAUCCUUAACAAGAAGAAGCAAACUGAGCAGCAGCUCAUGGACAAACAGUGGGAACAAUAUGCUCUUAAUAUGGAUCGCGAGUUGAUGUUAAAGCAGCUGGAGUUGGAACGAAAACAAAAGCAACUUUUGGAUGAUCAUUUACGCCACAACGCUCGACUUGCAGAUGAACAAAGAGUGCAAAAUGAUAUUACAAAUAAUAUUUUAAACAAAAAUUACGUAUCUAAGGAGUUUUAUGAUCAGUUUAACAAAACUUCACGUUAAAAUGAGGAUUAUUUGUUCAAACGAUUCAAAAUUGAUCAUGAAAAUUUGCAUCACAUUCAGAUUGAUUUACUACUGGUGUAUUUAGAGAUAAAAUAUGACUAUUGCUUAUGCAUUUAAAUAUACAAAAAUGAGUAUAUCGUAGAUAUGUAGAUGUGCACCAUUCGCUCGAGAAUCAUUAUGUAUUUCAACCAAGUUAAACACACACAUGUAUAUGAUAAAUUUCAUCUUUUGAGUGGAACAGGAAUCAAAAGAGAAUAUGCUUGCUUCAUGCAUGACAAUGUUUUACGACAGCUGAAGAAAUCAUCCCUUAAUAUGUUCUGCAAUGGGGAAAAGCCGAAGUGGCGGGAAAGCAUUUGAACACAAGAGGGCGAAUAGCGAAAUUUGUUUAUAAUGGACAGUUUUUGUUGUAUCACUUUGAAAUUAGUUCUAACAACACCUCCAUUUUAUCAUUGACAUUGCGCCGCACUGAAUAUUGAACGAGCAAGACAGACAGUGUUGCCAUUUUGGUGCUUUUGCAGCUAGAUUUAGCUCUUUAUUUUUCUAUUUAGCUCCGCAUGC
Messenger RNA from Rhagoletis zephyria (snowberry fruit fly), 1985 nucleotides. Its product is annotated as RIB43A-like with coiled-coils protein 2. Lineage: Eukaryota; Metazoa; Arthropoda; Insecta; Diptera; Tephritidae. The record is from RefSeq and is a predicted model, not a curated record.